Molecule: messenger RNA, 1485 nt
Organism: Eimeria necatrix
Lineage: Eukaryota; Apicomplexa; Conoidasida; Eucoccidiorida; Eimeriidae
Exons: 1
Coding region: 1-1485 (494 amino acids)
Source: RefSeq, a predicted model, not a curated record
AUGGUGCCUGUAAUUGCUCUGGACAGGAAUCGACGUGCAAGUGAGCAGCAUAGUGAAACACUGAACUCGGUACAUUCAGAGCCCCACUAUGGUGUAUCUCAAGAUCCCACAGUUUUAUUUUUUCCAUUGUCAGGUCGAGACACUGCGAUUCCACCAGUUCAUAGCGGCCAAACCGGGCGCCGCUCCCCCACGAGGCUUCGAAAUAGACAAUUCCUCGUCUCAUUGGCUGCGACUAUUUCCGUUUUCUCAGCUCUUGUUUUGUGGGUCAUUUGCAAAGCCCCCCACAACCGGGAGCAGCAAUCAGGGGCAAUACGGCGCCGGCUGUCUGCAAACAAGAGCGAACCCGAUGAAGAGCUAUCGCUUAUUGCAGAGCAGUGUGCAUCACUGGAGGCAGAUAUGGGCAUAAUACUCCCACUAUCAGGGACUCACUCCGAUAUAGAACGGGGAAGGAAGGUGGCGGAAAUAGCAUCAAUGUUAAGGGAAGCUGCAGCAGACCAUGAGCACGUCCACGCCUCUGCACCGUCUUUGAAAGAGGCCUCCACCUGGACGCUGUUCCGCAGUACAGAGGCCAUGACCGCAUCGGAAGGUGCAGCUGGUAGUCAAAGCAAUUGCCAGUUGAAAGAGGGUGAUAAUGCGCCUCUGCACACUGAUACUCUUAUGCCUUCUGUGGAAGCCGAUGCGUCUAAUGAGCAUCUUUCUCCUUUGCAGCAUUCUAGCUGGCCACUUACACAUCCGAUGUUUUUAUUUGAUCAAAAUAAAGUGCAACAUGGCUCAUAUCCUUCGCGCAUUGAUGGGGAGCCGUCAACGUCAGCUUUGGCAACGGUGCCGUUCUAUGAGGCGGGACAGGUGAAAGGGCCAUCGGACAUUACAAAUCAUCCUUUUGUCCGUUUGCCAGUGCUGGAGCCCAAUAUCUUCAUCAGAAGAUUUCAGUCAGAAUCUCUUUUCUCCAGGAUGUGGACGAAUGUCUCGACGUGGUCUCACUUCCUUACUUUGCGCAGGCUGUUUGCCAAAAGUAUUCUGAACCAAGAAGACACAGACACUCUCGUCCGUACGGUGGAAGGCUUAGUCGACGUUAUAUGGACUCAGAUGCAGAACAGGACUAUGCCUAUUCGGCCUUCUCUGGCAGUUGCUGCUCUCGGGCAUGCAUUCUUGGCAUUCGACUACAUAGUUUGCACAGUCCAGCUCCUCGGAGAUGCCAUGCAAGUACCUCUGUGGUGGGGAAAAUUCAUCAGCGCUUUCGAUAUUUCCUACGACCAUCAGAGAGGGCGAAAACGCCAACUUCGUCCAGGGCUCAACGCACAAUUUGCGCACCGCUUACUUAAUGCACUGAAUAUCUACAAAACAGGAACGCGCCCCAACGUCGAGGAGGUAGUAGAGUUAAAGCGCCUGCUCUUUUGCUUCCCGCAUAGCCCCAGGCCAUUCAGGGCGAGCCAAUACAAUCCCUGGAGGGAAGAUGAAUUACGAUUCAUGAAGUAUGGCCACUAA